Gaeumannomyces tritici R3-111a-1 is the source of this 1406-nucleotide messenger RNA. RefSeq lists its product as hypothetical. Lineage: Eukaryota; Fungi; Ascomycota; Sordariomycetes; Magnaporthales; Magnaporthaceae. The record is from RefSeq and is a predicted model, not a curated record. The annotation marks the transcript as partial. The transcript is spliced from 2 exons.
CACUUUCAUCGAGCUGUUGUUCUUGCCCAGACCUUCUCCUCGUCAGCGAACCCUCGCAUCCGGUUGGCCAGCCCGCCGCCGGUGCCAAUCACACAAGAUGUCGGACAACAACACCCACACAGCAACGGACAUUAUCACUUAUAUCGGCGUUCCCCUUGCCGUUCUGGGCGUGCUGCCGAUCCUGUACAACACAGUGGUGACGCUGGUGGCCGUCUCGCGCAUCAAGCGGACGCUGCGGCGCGCGCAGCUGACGGCGCUGACGCGCGGCGACGUGGUGAACCGCGUCAUCGAGAUCGAGCUACCCCGGUACGCCGUGGCCCCCUGGGACCGAUUCCAGCACCGGUCCCAGUACUGGCGGCUGGCGCGCGCGGGCCCCAGCGCCAUCCCCGGAGGGUCGUGGACGGCCUUCAACUGGCGCACGAGCGCCAUCGGCCUGCGGACGCAGCGCGUCGAGUACGCCGACCAGCUGCGGCAGCCGCAGGCCGAGGUGGCCUUUGACGACCUGGUCUGCUACCUGCUCGACCUGGGCGCGGCGCCCGAGCCGCACGGCUGGCGGCUGCUGCGGUCCACGGGCCUAUGGGCCCCCGUGGGCUGCGUGCUGAUGCGCAGCCCGGACGGCGCCCGCCCGGCCCUGACGGUCGCGCCCCUGACCGACUCGGACGGCCACCUGUCGCUCGCCGUGUCGUGGGCCGACGCGUGGACGACGCGCGACUGCUCCGACCUGCCGCCCUACUGGGUCGAGCUGCCGCCGUGGACGCGGAGGCCGAGGGGGAGGGCGGCGGCGGUGGCGGAAGUAGACGUGAGCGGCGGAGGCGACGCAAAGGUCGGCGGGGACAAGGGGGCGGCGGCGGCGGCAGAAGGCCAGGAUAAGAGCGACAAGGACGACAGCACUAGCAGCAGCAGCUGGCGGGUGCCCCGCGACCAGGCCGACGACACCCUCCGGCGCAAGGGAACCGACAUGUCGUCGUCCGUGGGCUCGACGCGACGUAGCGGGGUCCGAGGCCCGCGUCCCAUCACCUGCCAGAUCUCGGCCGAGGGCCUCGCGACGGCCCUGGCGCUCGAGGAGCGGCUCCAGAGCUCGGUCCAGCUCGACAGCUUGUCGGUGGACCACCUGCGCAUCGUCGGCGGUGGCGGUGGCGGGACGUACGGGGCCGGCAUCAGCGCCGCCACCACCACCAGCGGUAGUAGGUCCGACGGCACGUGGUUCGCCAGCGCCGCCACCGCCUUUGGCACCACCAGCCAGACGGUCCUGUGGAGCUACCGCAUCCCCGACGCCCUGGUACGCUUCGCCAACCGGCCCACGGUGCCGUGCGGCGUGCUCGUGCUGCUCGGCGUCGCCGCCGAGGACGAGACCCCGGAGUGGUCCACCGGCGGGGAAGGGGAUGAGGCGCGCCGCCGCAUGGAGG